This is a messenger RNA of Daktulosphaira vitifoliae (grape phylloxera), 330 nucleotides long. RefSeq names its product COA8 family protein CG14806, mitochondrial (gene Coa8). Gene Ontology annotation, biological process: intrinsic apoptotic signaling pathway. Bases 1 to 330 code for a protein of 109 amino acids. Gene Ontology annotation, cellular component: mitochondrion. The transcript has 2 exons. The record is from RefSeq and is a predicted model, not a curated record. NCBI's taxonomy places the organism in Eukaryota, Metazoa, Arthropoda, Insecta, Hemiptera, Phylloxeridae.
AUGGAAAAUGACGAUUCAGUUGGUCCACCCGAUCCUAUAUCAAAUUUAAGACCAAUUAAGUUUUAUAUACCAAAAAAUGAAUCAUCAAUUGAACGUAAACUACGACUUAAACGAAUUGAAGUAGCAAAAUGGAACAAUGAUUUUUGGACAAAUCAUAAUCAAACAUUUGUUAAAGAAAGGGAAGCUUAUAAAGAAAAAUUAGCAAGAAAGGGUAUAUCUAGUGCUUCAGCUGACCAAAUGUCUGAAUUUUACAAAGAAUUUUUGGAUAAAAAUUGGAAAACCCAUGUUACGUACAAUUUUGAAUGCAUUACAAUGGGCAAGGAAGCUUAA